AUGCAGUUGUUGGAGGAGAUGAUCCCGUUUGUCAAGGAGAUGCGGCACCAGAGUGCCGGACGGGGUCUGCUGAAGAUCUACAUGCUGGGCUCCGCUCUGGUGGCGCUGGGAGUGCUGGGAGGACUGCUGGAGAUGGCCUUCCUGCCAUUCUCGGAGCAGCAGGGCACUGGAGAAGACGGUGCGGCGGAAGUGCUCGCAAAGGCCAAGAAACAAGUGUGCCCCAGGUCCCACACUGCACUGCUUUGCAGUCCAAACCUCUGGCAAUGGUCACUCUGAGAAACUCGGCCAACUGCCUGCCCGCCUCCUGGGAAAUGGACCUCUGUCCGGCUCGUGGCCCUCAGCCUGCUUGAUCACCAAAUAAAGUCGUUUUUGUGUGUUUUGUCA
Molecule: messenger RNA, 384 nt
Organism: Hippocampus comes (tiger tail seahorse)
Lineage: Eukaryota; Metazoa; Chordata; Actinopteri; Syngnathiformes; Syngnathidae
Product: G0/G1 switch protein 2-like
Exons: 1
Coding region: 1-276 (91 amino acids)
Source: RefSeq, a predicted model, not a curated record